CACAGCGGAAUAUUCCCUGGGGCGCAUGAUACGCGAUAGUUAUUCAGCAGCGAAAAAAAGGUUAAUAAACUAAUGUUUGGGGGAAAGAUAGUUUAGACCGGCUGGUAACCCAGAACACAACUUGUGCAACAGGUGGAUGCUAUUGGAGACAGCAGAAGCGGAUAACCUACUGAGCUACAACGUCGGGCCAGACAAAGCCUAAGAAAGAGGUUAGUUUGUCAGUCGGGUAUGAAGUUUUACUUCAGCAUGUAAAUAUUGCACUACCUGGAAAAAAACAACUAAUGAACGAUAAAGGGAUCUUGCAUUUGAACAGCGCUUUGGGAAGACCCAUGGAGCGAUAACUGAGCGUCUCUCCCACCACCACCCCACCCCAAAAUUAACUAGGCUACUGACAUGAUCCACUCAUUUAUAAAUACAGCUCUGACCCUAUCCGCACUAUCUGCACGGUGAUCGGGUCAACGGAGUCAACCAAAGGAAGGAAGGAGACGCGCAAUCUGCAGCAGUCAUGGUGGUGGAGGGUGACAAGACCCUGCUGGCCGCAAGGCAGGGGGACGUGCAGACUUUGAAAGUGCAAUUAGCGGCAAAUGCGCUGACCAGCGACGUCAAGGAUGCGCUGGGAGCUUCGCCCGUCCACCACGCAGCCCGGGCGGGGAAGUUAGCCUGCCUGCGGUUUUUGGUGGAGGAGGCAGGGCUGCCGGGCGAUUCUGUGGCAAAUAACGGGGCAAGCCCGGCGCACGACGCAGCAGCAACCGGCAACCUGACAUGCCUACAGUGGCUACUGACCCAAGGUGGAUGUCGGCCAGAGGCCAGAGACAGUUCUGGUGCCACUGUUCUUCAUCUCGCAUCCCGUUUCAGUCACCAUGAGAUCACUGAUUGGCUGCUGAAGAAUGGUGAGGUGGACCCUGGGACCCCCACCGAUACAGGUGCCCUGCCUGUUCACUAUGCUGCUGCCAAGGGAGACUUGCCCUCUCUCCGACUGUUACUGGGGCACAGCCCAAACCUUGUCAACUCCCAAACUAAAAAUGGUGCCACACCACUCUACCUGGCCUGCCAGGAAGGCCAUCUGGAGGUUGUCCAAUAUCUGGUCAAAGACUGCGGAGCGGAUCCAAACAUUCGAGCCAAUGAUGGGAUGACACCUCUGCAUGCUGCUGCCCAGAUGGGCCACAACACUGUCAUUGUCUGGCUGAUGAGUUUCACGGAGAUCAGCCUGACAGACAGAGAUGGGGACGGAGCCACGGCGAUGCAUUUUGCAGCCAGUCGUGGUCACGCAAAGGUCCUCAGCUGGCUUCUGCUGCACGGUGGGGAGAUCGUCACUGACAACUGGGGAGGGACCCCCCUCCAUGAUGCUGCAGAGAAUGGUGAACUUGAGUGCUGUCAGAUCCUUGUUGUUAAUGGAGUUGACCUGGGCAUAAGGGACCAGGAUGGCUUCACUGCAGCAGACCUGGCCGAAUACAAUGGCCACUCUCAGUGUGCCAAGUAUCUGCACACUGUGGAGAACAUGAGUGUGGAGCACCGCGUUUUGUCCCGGGAUCCCUCGAUGGACCUUGAGUACAAGCAGCCAGACUCUGGCCUGUCCUCCCCAAACACCACCAUGCCUCCUUCCACCCAGGCAGCACACUUUGACAUUGGUUCACCAUCCAGCUCCCUGUCCAACUACGACUCAGCCAACUCCAGUCAGUCCAGUACUGGGGAGAAGAGGAGCAGCUUGACAACGUCACGCGGCCCACCUGCUCAGCUGAGCGCAGUUGCACACACAGGUGCACCAGAAACAGCCAUUUCAGACAUGCAGGCAUACAUGGAUAUGCUAAACCCAGACAUCAGCUCCGAUACGCACGAGAAGAAUGAGGAGCCUGAUGAUGCAGACUCCAAACUUCCACCGCCGCCGCCACCGCCACCCUUUCCCCCACCGCCUCCCCCAGAGUCUCCUCCGACACCCCCUCCGCCCCCCAGCUACCCAGCUCCACAGCCUCCACAAGAGCCAUUGGGAGCCGAGUUCCUUAAAGUCAAAAGCAACUUGCGGCGUGUGGACAACAAAUCCCAAAAAAAAGAGGCGCCGUUGACUCUUGGAGAGAGCCACGACAAAUUGCGCCGUGUGGAUUCAAACAGGAAGUCAAGGAGUUUCAACAAGCAGCCCAGCACUGGGGACUACUACAAAACCCUGGGGAGCGACACGGCUGAGCCCUGUGGGAGCAAAAUCAUGGCACCCAACGAGGAGGGUUCUGUGUUAUUGGAGGAGCCAACUGAAAAUCCCGCCCAAAGCUCUGAAAAUGGGACUACAGAGGAAUCUGUCCCUCAACCACCACCUCCUCCACCACCACCUCUUCCCCCAAGCAAUCCGAUGCCAACACCCCCGCCACCUCCUCCUCUGCCUCCGGAGACACAAACCCCUCAGAAUAAUGCCAGCGUCACGCCCACCAACCAGCGACGCCCAUCUUCGUCGUCAGGAAGCACAAAAUCUUUCAACAUGAUGUCCCCCACCGGCGACAACUCGGAGCUGCUGGCAGAGAUCAAGGCAGGGAAGAGCCUCAAGCCCACGCCUCACAGUAAAGGCUACACCACUGUGUUUUCCAACAGCGGGCCCACAGGCAACAAUGAAAACACUGCAUCUCCAGAGAGUCGAUCAUCUAGCCCACCAGCCAAACCGCCAUCCCCUCCGCCAUCCAGCGCACCAGUGACCUCACAACCCACCAAUCCGAGCCCCAGUCCCAGUCCCAGCCCCAGCCCCAGCCCCAGUCCCAGUCCCAGCCCCGCUGGCUCCGGAUCUGGCAGGACCGUGUCAACAUCUGGGAGCAACGAGCAGCUGUCCUCCAACUCUGUGAUCAAUGGGAACAGUGGUGGAGGCACAGCACAAGCGGAUUCAGGGCGGAAGACGAGCCUCACAGAUGUUGAGGCUCUAGUGCCUACUCACGAUGAACAAGGGAAAGCCAUCCCUGAAUGGAAAAGGCAGGUGAUGGUGCGCAAGCUUCAGGUCAAGAUGCAAGAGGAAGAAGAGCACAAACGCAAGGCUGAGGAGGAGGCGGCACGCCUGGCGUCAAUGCCAGCCUGGAGGAGAGACAUGAUGAAGAAGAAAAUGGAUGAAGAGAGGGAACAGAAAAGAAAAGAGGAGGAGCAGGCCAAAAAGGCGAAGGAGAUCGAGGAGAAGACGGAGUUGGAGCGAAUACGAAACCUAGGCUAUGAUGAGACCAAACUGGCGCCCUGGCAGCGGCAGCUCAUUUUGAAGAAAGGGGAUAUACCCAAAUAGUGAACAAGAUCGUCUCCCCAUCCUCUGCCCUGCAGCGCUCCCCACCCCAACUUAUACCAAUGCCUCCCCCUCCCUGAUCCUGCAUCCCACACUGUGCACAGGUCCACAGGGGAAGAGCUGGUCUUCCUCUAAACUGUGUGUUACUCUUUGGCCUCCAGGCACACAGGGCCAUGCUGUGGCUGCUGCUGUCCACACAGGCUCUGAGGCUCAGCUUGGGAUGACCCUGCACCUGUUUUAUUGACACAAAAUCUUCUUUUUUUCCUUGUUUUUUUUCUUCAUUUUUUUAACAUUAACAACAGUUCUGAGAUGCACUGAUUCGUGUUACCCGAUAAAUGCAUGUGUCCUGAAUUUAGCAUCUAUCCGCUUUCCUGCAAAUCACUAGACUAGAAGUUAGAACAUUUAAGAGACUUACAAUAGAAAGAGACUACUUUUAAGCCUAUAUGCCAGACUCACUCACCUUUAUGUAAUGAAUGGGGAAAAAAUACUCAUGAAGCAGCUAAUGCAUUCUAUAUGUAGAUAGUGUUACAUCUCCAUCAUGGCUUAGUCAUGACAUUUUUGUAUCAGUCUCAUAGAAGCGCUUUCUAGGCUUCAUUUUACUGCCACAGUUGUAAUUCUUUUCAAUUUUUUAAAGCAAAAUCUCUGCUCAAACUUAUCAGCUUCUUGUAGUUAAGCUUGUCGUAAUAUCUCAGCGGAUUUCAAAGGAUGAUAAAAUAUCCUUUUUUUCAAAAAGAAAAUGCAAAGUGAUAUAGAUUGACUUUCACUGGAAAAGGAUAAAAGGAUCCAAAAUUAGAUUUUUCAGUGUGGGACCUAAACUUUAAACUUUAAGCUGUUCUGAGCACAAAUGUUACAUGUUGUGUGCAUGUGUUGCAUAAAGCGUAUCAAGUUGUGUUGUAUUGUUAGGCAUACUUGACCCAGGGGUUCCUGGAUAUUCUCAGAGUAACAGAAGAAAAGAAAAGACACACAAAUUGAGUAAAAUCCCUUUAGGCACCUUCUAUGUGAGCAUAACCUUUAAAAUAAAUGCAUAUCAGCAACUUACAGCAGUCGUCAUCUGCCCACUAAAUAUUUCAAAAGUUAGAGAAAAGACAACAUUUUGUCCUGUGUCAUGUUCCGGCCUUUGUCCCACUAACCUGGAGGAUUAAUCUUUGAUGAGCAGAUCUGCUUACACACAUAGGCACGAUACAAAUUUAGUGAAACAACAGUUUCAAUAGUCGACCCCAGUGAUUACAAAAAAGCUGAUUUUUCUUUUGCUUUUUCAAGUAUUCUUAAUGAUUCGCACAUCUGUUGGGCACAGGUUUGCCAGUUUUGGCCUACAAAUGGAAAUUCGGAAAAUCUGUGUUGAAUGCUUUUGGCAGAACUGAGGAGACAUACAGACUGCAAGUUUUACCUGUUCACGCAUUUGCACGGUGGCAUUUAAGAGAGAGUAAAGCUCUUAAAUGAAAUGAAUGAUUGGUUAAGAACAUCAUGUUUCAUUUAUGUUGGAUGCACAUUUUUACAAGUAUGCACAUGAUGUCACCAUGAAUAUCAUGGGACUGUUUGAUCAUUUGGAUACAUUCUAAUUCACUUUCAUCGGAUGCCAUAUGAUAUUGAAAUUGAGGAUGGUGUAAAUGUCAUUGCCAUUUGAUUUUCUUUAUAUAUAAACUGUGUACAUAGUGACCCUCAGCAUUUUGUCACCUCAUUGUUUCCACAUUGCAUUAUAAUACGUGUCUCAGCCUUGCUUGAAUAGAAUAUUGGUUAAUGUGUAAUCGUAUGUUCAGACUGUUAAAGUUGAAGAAAUUAAAUCUUAAA
This is a messenger RNA of Oreochromis aureus, 5026 nucleotides long. RefSeq names its product espin (gene espn). The record is from RefSeq and is a predicted model, not a curated record. Bases 506 to 3241 code for a protein of 911 amino acids. Gene Ontology annotation, cellular component: cytoplasm. The transcript has 14 exons. Gene Ontology annotation, biological process: actin filament bundle assembly. Gene Ontology annotation, molecular function: actin filament binding. NCBI's taxonomy places the organism in Eukaryota, Metazoa, Chordata, Actinopteri, Cichliformes, Cichlidae.